This is a messenger RNA of Diaporthe citri, 1014 nucleotides long. RefSeq lists its product as uncharacterized. The transcript has a single exon. The coding region runs from base 1 to 1014 and encodes 337 amino acids. NCBI's taxonomy places the organism in Eukaryota, Fungi, Ascomycota, Sordariomycetes, Diaporthales, Diaporthaceae. Gene Ontology annotation, biological process: protein deubiquitination. Gene Ontology annotation, molecular function: cysteine-type deubiquitinase activity. The record is from RefSeq and is a predicted model, not a curated record.
AUGGACGGCGGCGGCGCCGCCGAGACGGUCGAGCAGAUGCAGGCCCGGCACCGCAAGGAGGCCAAGGACCUGCAGGGGCGGGUGACGAGCAAGAAGAAGAACGCGACCAAGAAGACCCGCAAGGGGGUCAACGACGAGUGCGCCGAGAUGGAGAGGCAGAUGAAGCAGAGGCAGGCGGAGGAGCUGGAGGGCCUGGCUGGCGGAGGGAAAGACGGCGGCGACACACAAGAAGACGACGACGACGUGCAGGGGCAGGACGGACGAGGAGAUACGACACAGGGAGAGCUGGCUGCCAAGAUGCGGGCCAUGGGCGUGAACGAACUCGCUGCGAAACCGCCUCAGCAACCGUCGAAACCACCAGACGAAGGCAGCGACGGGGCAGCAGUAGGAGGUGGUGGAGCAGGGCCAGGCAAGAAGCGCAACCGGCAGAAGGAGCGCCUCGCGCGGCGCGCCGCAGAGCAGGAAGCAGCGGCCGAGGCGGCGGAGCAGGAGGCGGCGGGGAUGACGGACCACCGGGGCCAGGAGCGCGAGCGCAUGGAGGCCGAGUUCUCGCGGCACGGGCUGGAGGAGCACGAGAUCCGGCCGGACGGGCACUGCCUGUUCUCUGCGGUGGCGGACCAGCUUGGUCAGGCUGGGGUGCCUCUGAUGCCUUCUGGGGCGGACGGGGAGGCAGGAGAUGGGAAGGAGCCUGGGUACAAGACUGUGCGGCGGGCUGCGGCUGGGUAUAUCGAGGCGCGGGGGGACGAGUUUGCUGGAUUCCUGGAGGAAGACCUGGGUUCGUAUGUGCGCAAAAUUAGGGAUACUGCUGAGUGGGGCGGGCAGCUUGAGUUGCUUGCGCUGGCGAGUGUGUACGGGGUUGAGGUGUGUGUUGUGCAGGAUGGACGGACCGAGGUCAUUCAACCGAGUGGUGGUGGGGAGCAGGGUGGCGAGGACAGGAAGAAGGUAUGGCUUGCAUACUACCGGCAUGGGUAUGGGCUGGGAGAGCACUACAACUCGCUGAGGAAGAAGGCAUAG